This is a messenger RNA of Monascus purpureus, 516 nucleotides long. NCBI's taxonomy places the organism in Eukaryota, Fungi, Ascomycota, Eurotiomycetes, Eurotiales, Aspergillaceae. The record is from the annotation of a GenBank genome assembly.
AUGUCCGCCACAACCACCGCUGUCACCGGCACCACCCUCUCCAUCACCAGUGCCACCCCAACCGCCUGCACCGGGGCUGGCGUCUACGAGAUCCCAACCAAAGACGCGGCCUGCGCCGUCCCCGUCGCGGGAAACAACACCGACGCCCUCCACCAAUGCUGCAAGGACGCCUCCGUCGAGGACUACGACCACGGCUGCGGAAGCUACUGUCUCGCUCAGGGACAGGACGUCGGCGAGCUCCAGAACUGUCUAUUCGCCGCCGGAGUCAAAUACCAAGAUGUCUUUUGCAGCACCAACCAGAAGAAUGCCACGGCCUCGGGCUCCGCGGGCUCGACGGGGACUUCUUCAUCCACCGCUUCCUCUACGGGGUCGUCGACUGAAUCCGCUACUGGCUCGGCGAGCACUGCCACGCAUUCCAGUGCCGCGGUUGCUGUGGUUGAUUAUCCUAUUUCCAAGUCCGGUGUUGGGUUGUUGGCUGUGAUGUUCUGUUCUGCAUUGCUGGGUGCUUUUGCUUAG